GCAUUACAACGCCUGGCAACACCGUGAAGGCUGGCCAGACCAAAUGUACGAGAACUGGGCGUGAAACGUCCAAACUUAGUGAAAAAGUGUGUGUUUUUCCAGAUAUGUAACCCUUGGAUAACUGAGCCAGAAAUACGCAACCAUGUCACUUUCACUGCGAAUUAACAUCGUCGACAGCAACGUCACGAAAACGAUCGUCUUCAGCUCGCCAACGACUGUCCACGACGCCUGCAGGAUCAUCCGGGAGAAAUGCCCGGAGGCGACUGUGCAACAUAAGGACUAUGGCUUAUUCCUGACCGACGAGGACAACACGACGGGAGUAUGGCUGGAACCUGCCCGCAACUUGGAGUACUACAUUCUGAAGAGUGGCGACACCAUCGAGUACCGCAACAAGCUGAGAACGUUGCGCGUGAAGAUGCUGGACGGCUCGCUCAAGACCAUGAUGGUGGACGACUCGCAAAUCGUGGCCAACAUGAUGGUGGUGGUUUGCACAAAACUGGGCAUCACCAACCACGACGAGUACUCGCUGGUGUUGGAGGAGCCGGAGAACCAGGAGAACAUCGACAGCCGGAACUACGGCACUUUGACGUUGAAGCGAAAGAAGGAGGAGCGCGAAAAGAAGAACGACAAAAUGGAGCAACUGAGAAAGAAGCUGCAUACUGACGACGAGGUCAACUGGUUGGACCCGUCAAAGACGCUGCGCGAGCAAGGGAUCGACGAACACGAAACCGUCCUGCUGCGCAGAAAGUUCUUCUUCUCCGACCAGAACAUCGACUCGCGCGACCCCGUGCAGUUGAACCUCUUGUACGUGCAGGCGCGCGACGCCAUCCUUAAUGGCGCCCACCCCAUCACUCAAGACAAGGCUUGCGAGUUUGCGGGCGUCCAAUGCCAGAUCCAGUUCGGCGAUCACAUCGAGAGCAAACACAAGCCCGGCUUUCUGGACUUGAAGGAGUUCCUGCCGCAAUGGUACGCCAAGAUCAAGGGCAUCGAAAAGAAGGUGUUCCAAGAGCACAAAAAGUGCUCAGGGCUCAACGAGCUGGAGGCAAAGGUGAAGUACACGAAAACUGCGCGUUCCCUGCCCACCUACGGCGUCACCUUCUUCUUGGUGAAGGAGAAAAUGAAGGGGAAGAAUAAACUGGUGCCGCGACUACUCGGAGUCACCAAGGACUCGGUCUUGAGGCUUGACGAGAAGACCAAAGAGACCAUACAGACGUGGCCAUUGACCACUGUCAGAAGAUGGGGCGCAUCCCCAAACACAUUCACGCUGGACUUCGGCGAUUAUUCCGAUCAGUACUACUCGGUCCAGACUACGGACGCUGAACAAAUUCAGCAAAUCAUCGCCGGCUACAUCGACAUCAUCCUGAAGAAGAAACAGGCAAAGGACCAUUUUGGAAUCGACGGCGACGAGGGCUCCACUAUGUUCGAAGAGAGUGUGGCGCCACACAAAGCGUCAAUCAUCCAGCACGAGAGCAGCAACAUCGGCAAACUGGACGUGCACUCAUUGGCCAAGCCGGCCAUCCUCAGGACCGGCGACUCGGGUCAAAAGCAAAUUCAUAUGGGCGCCAUGGAGAGUCCCAAGUUAACCACUGUAAGUGGACAGGCCAACUUGGCGCAUACGGCUCCGAUAACGUCUCAUCGGGACACCAAGGUGCAUAUGCUGCUGUCCGAGCCACAGCGCGCCCUCAUCUCCACCAUCGAAGCCACCCACACUAAGAUCAAAGAGUCGGAAAUCGAACUGGAAACCAAGGCGCAAUACCCGGAAAUCGGAAGCGACGCCGCUGCCAAGAAAUGGAAGCAAGUCACCUUGGACACCAGCAAGCAGAACGUGGGAAGCCAGAUAGCUGCCAUGAACGCGGCCACUGCCCAAGUGGUUACUUUAACGCUGGCCCAAGACGAAGUGGACCAUCACGCGGUUGGAGCGGCCAUUACGACCAUCGGCAGCAACCUGCCGGAGAUGACGCGCGAAGUGAAGAAAAUCAUCGCCUUCACCGACGACCAAAACAUGGGCGACAAGUUGCUGGACGCGACGCGGCACCUGUGCAAAGCAUUCAGCGAUCUGCUCAGAGCAGCCGAGCCGGAGUCCAAGGAGCCCAAGCAAAGCCUGCUCAAUGCGGCCUCGAGAGUGGGCGACGCCAGCACCCAAGUGUUGGCCACCAUUGGCGAGGACACCGCGGAAAACAAGGAACUACAAGACUUGCUCAUGUCGCUGGCUAAAGCCGUGGCCAAUACCACGGCCGCUUUGGUGCUGAAGGCCAAGAACAUUGCCUCGACCUGCGAUGACCAACAGACACAGAACCGGGUAAUCGGAGCGGCGACUCAAUGUGCUCUUGCCACGUCCCAACUGGUGGCUUGUGCCAAAGUGGUGGCCCCCACAAUCCAGUCGCCUGCCUGCCAAGAGCAGCUUACAGGGGCGGUGCGUGAGGUGGCCAAAGCCGUCGAGAAUCUGGUGGGAAUCUGCAACGAAGCCACGCCCAACGACGACUUGAACAAGCAACUGAAAGAGGCUGCGGCUGAAGUGUCCCGGUCCCUGACAGACCUGCUGGGCCACAUCAAGUUGGCGUCCCGCGAACGCGCCAAGGCAACCGUCCAAGAACACAGUGUGGAAGAGAUCUACACGGCCACCGACAAGAUAUCGGCUGCAACCGGCGAUGCAAACGAAAUGGUGCGGCAGGCUAGAAGAUUGGGCAACGCAACUGCCCAGCUGAUUCAGAGCAUCAAGGGCGAGGCGGAACGGCUGCCGACCAACACCGACAUUCAACGCCGACUAUUGGCUGCAGCCAAAACUCUGGCCGAUGCCACUGCUCGCAUGGUUGAGGCAGCGAGGCAAUGCACCGAGCACCCGCACGACAUUCGCUGUCAGGACCAACUGAGAAGAACCGCUGAAGAUCUGCGCGAUGUCACAGUGGUGGCAGCCACCACUCCGGCCUUAAGAGCCAAACUGGUCGAUAGAGUCCAGGCGUGUGCGCGCAAGGCCAUUUCGUCCGCCACACAGUGCAUUACAGCCGCGCAAGCCAGUCAUCAGUACAAUCCAAACGGGGCGACCAGAGAGGCCCUGAUUCAAGACACCAAGGAUAUGUCGGAACAGAUUCCUCCGUUGGUCGACUCUAUCAAGGGCAUCGGCAGCAACCCUGACGACACCAAUGCCCAGAGCGAGCUGAUGUAUGUGGCCGAAGUAUUUUUGCACCCUGCAACCCACUUCGUGCAGACUGCGCAGACGGUUUUACCAACGUUGACGGAACAGUCCAUCACUGAGCAGUUGUCGCUCACCAGCCAGCAGCUCAACUCGGACUUGAGCGAGCUGAGGAGCGCUCUAAGUCGAGCUAGGCCGGCCUGCCAAGGCUCCGGGCUUGAUGGCCCCUCCCAGCUGAUCGAGGACCUGCAGGAGGAGCUGCGCGAGUUCGAGCGCGCUGUCGAGGCCCACCGACUGCGCCCAUUGCCGGGCGAUUCUGCGGAAAAGGGCGCCCAACUGCUCAUAGCCAGCACCAAAGUGGUCGGCCAAGGCGUGGCUCAAUUGCUGAGCGCGACCGCCCAAGGCAACGAGAUGUACAACCAACAGGCAGCCAGAGACACUGCGCACAGUUUACGCAACUUCACGGGUGCGGUGCGCUGCAUCGCUGCAACGAGCGAUAAUCCGGAUUUGCAGCGGAAAAUAAUCCACGCCGGUCAAGACGUGCUGGGCAACUCUGCCCGGCUUUUGGACGAAUCUUUGCGCAGUUUGCACGUGGUGGACACGACGCCCACCUUGCACAAAACGGCCAAGAAAGUGAAUGCUGCUUUGCAACGCAGCAUCGGGUGUCUGCCCGGGCAAAAGGAUGUCGACGCCGCCAUCACUAACAUCAUCGAAUGGAGUUCCACUCUGGAAACCGGCCAGUUUCCUCCGACCAACAAGUCUUACAGAGAGUUACAGCAGGAACUCAACACGGCGGCCGCCAAUCUGGACCAGGCCAGCGCCGGCGUUGUGCACUCUGUCCACAACCCGGUUCAACUGGCUUCGUCCUCCAAGGACUUCUCGUCGGCCUUCCAUGACCUCUUGCAGGUCUCCAUGGAGAUGGCGGGAGAGACCAACGAGCCGCAAGUUCGCGGCGAGAUGAUCCAUUCGCUGAAAAGCGUCUCCACCUCAUCCAGCGCCUUGCUGACCACGGCCAAGUCGCUUUCCGCUGACCCUAACUUGCCUAACGGCAAAAAUCAGCUGGCAGCAGCUGCGCGAGCGGUCACCGACAGCAUCAACCACCUGGUGAACGUUUGCACAUCAGCAGCGCCGGGGCAAACGGAGUGCGACAACGCCAUCCGGAAAAUCCAGGCGAUGCGCUACCUUCUGGAAAAGCCCAGCGAGCCGAUCAACGACUGCUCAUACUUCGAGUCGUUGGACUGCGUGAUUGAGAAGAGCAAGGUGCUAGGCGACGCCCUUACCGGCAUGACCAACACCGCCCGGCUGUCUGAGCACGAAAAGUUCGCUGAUCACAUUCGAAGUUUCAGCAGUGCCAUCUGCUCCCUGGUGGAGACGUCGGCGCAGACCGCCUAUUUGGUAGGGGUGUCCGACAGUUCUUCCAUCGCCGGGAGACCCGGCUUAGUGGACCAAGCGCAGUUUGCUAGAGCUUCGCAAGCCAUCCGCAAGGGCUGCGAGGCCCUGACGAGCAGCGCCAGCCCCCAGAAGCAGGUUCUUGAAGCCGCCACUGUUAUUGCCAAGCAUACGAGCGCGCUUUGCAACUCUUGCAGAGGCGCCAGCUUCAAGACGACCAACCCAGUGGCUAAACGGCAAUUCGUGCAGAGCGCCAAAGCGGUGGCCAACUCCACUUCGGCGCUGGUCAAGGAAAUCAAGGCCCUCGACAACGAGUACAGCGAGGAGAACCGACGACGUUGCGCAGAAGCCACUAGGCCUUUAUUAGACGCUGUUGAGGACCUGUGCGUCUACGCCAGCUCGAGCGAGUUUGUAACGAUCCCAGCCAAAAUAUCCCCACAGGCCAGGGAGGCGCAAAAGCCGAUUGUCGGCGCCGGCAACCGCUUGAUCGACAGUUCCUGCUCAGUGAUUUCGGCCGCCAAAAAUCUGAUCGUGAUGCCAAAGGAUCCGUCCACGUGGCAGCAGUUCGCCAAGUGUUCCAGGGAUGUUUCCGACUCCAUGAAGCAGCUGGUCGUGAACAUCAGGACGGAAGCACCCGGGGGGAACGAAUGCGAACAAGCCGCCCUGAUCCUGAGCAAUCACUUGAAAACUCUGGACGCGGCCUACAUGGACGCAGUGUCCCAGUCGUUGCAGCCGCGAAAAACCGCUACUUUGCCCAUAUUCAGCCAACAAGUCGAAAGAUCGGCGGCCGGCCUAACAGACACCAUCGAGCCUUUACGCCACGCCGCCAAGUUUGAAGCGGAAAACAUCGGGCACACCGUCAACCAAAUGAUCCAGUACUUCGAGCCGUUGGUGCAGAGCAGUAUUGGCGCCGCCUCCAACAUGACCAACUCCAAGCAGCAGGAGCAACUGCUCAAUCAGGCCAAGUCAGUGACGGAAAGCGCGCUACAGUUCGUCUACUGCACGAAGGAUUGCGGCGGCAACCCGCAGGCGAAAAACCUGCACCAGGACAUUGACGAGACGGCCGAUCUGACCAGAAUCGCCGUCCAGGAGUUGCUCCAAUCGUUGGAGAUCAUUUCGACCCAAAGCGGCAUUGUGUCCGGAGUAAUGGAGAAUCUGACCAGGGCGAUGACGAGGCUUGCCGAUCAUAGAGCGUCGCUGAUCAUUUCCGACAGCGACAACUACGUGGACUAUCAGACUAGGAUGGUGGAGUGCGCCAAAGACAUCGCUAAGAUAUCAGGGGAAAUGGCCACAAAGGCGGCUACAGACAGUCAACAGCUGGCCACAUUGAGUGCCCAGUUGGCGCACAAGUACACUCAGCUAGCCAAUGAUAGUGUGGGAGCAGCAGCGGCGGCCACCAACGGCGAAGUCGGCAUCAGACUUAAAGAGAUUGUCCAGCAACUGGGGGCGGCUUGUGUGGAUCUUGUCCAAUCCAGUGGCCAGUGCUUGAUCAGCAAGGACGACGUCAGUCUUCGUGAAUUGGGCGAUUGCUCUCGAACUGUCAUUGAAAAGGUUGCUACUGUGCUGGCGACCCUGCAGAGCGGCUCGCGAGGCACGCAGGCCUGCAUCAAUGCCGCGUCGACCGUAUCGGGCAUCAUUGGCGACUUGGAGACCACUAUCAUGUUUGCCACUGCCGGCAACCUAAACCCGGACAACGAGAACGAAUCAUUCGCGGACCAUCGCGAGAAUAUCCUGAAAACUGCCAAGGCUCUGGUGGAGGAUACAAAGACGUUGGUAGCAGGCGCCGCCAGUUCUCAGGAACAACUCGCUGUUGCCGCCCAGAACUCUGUGGCGACAAUCGUUCAACUGGCUGAAGUGGUAAAGUUCGGAGCGGCCAGUCUGGGCUCGGACAAUCCAGACUCGCAGGUGAUGCUGAUCAAUGCGGUGAGGGACGUGGCCAGCGCACUUGGGGACCUGAUUCAUGCCACUAAAGCGGCCAGCGGCAAGCCAAUCAACGACCCCGCCAUGGCUCACUUGAAAGACAGCGCCAAGAUAAUGGUGACCAACGUGACGUCGCUGCUCAAAACAGUGAAGGCGGUUGAAGACGAACACACUCGAGGCACGAGGGCUCUGGAGUCGACCGUGGAAGCCAUCGGCCAGGAAAUGAGGACGCUUUACUCCAGUGAGGGCUGUAAGCCGAACGUCACAGUUGAGGACCUGAUCCGAUGCACGAAAAGUAUCACAAACGCCACUGCCAAGUCCGUGUCGGCAGGCAUCAGCAACAAGCAGGACGAUAUUAUUGCUGCUGCGAACAUGUCCCGGAAAGCCAUCUCCGACAUGUUGAUCACAUGCAAGAGUGCGGCCUAUAACUUGGCCGAAACCAACGAGCUUCGAGAGGACACACUGCGAGCCGGACAUGACUGCGCGAAAGACUUCAGGCAACUUCUCAUAGCGAUCCUCGACGGCAACGGCGCAGCCGACAUGAAGCAGACUUUGCCCAUCAUUUCGCGGAAAAUCGCGCAUUCCGUUACAGAGCUGGUCAACUUGGCCAAACGUCUCAAAGGCUCUGAUUGGGUGGAUCCUAACGAUCCAACAGUGAUAGCGGAAAAAGAGCUGCUCGGCGCUGCCGCCUCUAUAGAUGCAGCCGCUGAAAAGCUGGCCAAUCUUCGCCCCAGGCAGAAUAUUAAGGUCCAAGACCCCAACAUGGAGUUCAUGAACUUCGACGAAAUGAUCCUGGAAGCGGCCAAAUCUAUCACCACCGCAACUUCAGCCCUGAUUAAGGCAGCCAGUGCCGCGCAGCGGGAGCUGAUUGAUAGUGGCAAAAUGACCCGGUACCCUAUUUCUUCGUCCGACGAUGGUCAAUGGUCGGAGGGGCUUAUUUCAGCUGCCAGAAUGGUGGCCGCAGCCACUCACAGUUUGGUAGAGAGCGCCAAUGCUUUAGUCCAAGGUUUGGCUAGCGAAGACAAACUGAUUGCGGCCGCGAAACAAGUGGCAAGUUCCACUGCCCACCUCUUAGUGGCUUGCAAAGUGAAGGCUGAGGGUGACACUGAGGCCACCAGAAGACUACACGCGGCUGGAAAUGCCGUCAUCAAAUCCACUGACAAUCUAGUGACCGCCGCACAACAAGCCAAGCAAGUUGAAGAGGAAAAGUACCUGGUGAUCAGCCGGCGAAUGGUGGGCGGAAUCGCGCAGGAAAUCGACGCACAAACCGAAGUCUGCAGAAAACAGCGGGAGCUAGAAGAGGCGCAAAUCAAGCUAGCGGCCAUCCGCAAGGCGAAAUACAAACUGAAAGGGUACGAAACGUCCGGCGACGAAACCGACGGUUACAUCAGCUCGGCGCCCGAGCAGGAUUCACGAUACAAUACGCACAACUACGACCGCACCCGUUCGCCUUACCAACCAUCCCCCACUAACCAGUACCACCAAGAGGCUUACAACCACUUGGGUAGUUCCGAAAAGAUCAGCUCGUUGGAGCGCCCUCUAAAGCCCAACAAUCUGUUCAGCGCCGUUAACGACUUGAACCAAGCGGUGUACGGAGGCACCAACAAUGGAGCGCACAGCUCCAACUUGUACGGCCCCCCAUCAGCCUCCUACAACGCACCUGCCUAUGACAGUUACAAUCAAUCGAGGACCAGUCCAAAGUCGCCCAUCUAUAAGUCUCCCCAGAGCUUUCAGUCGCCGAAUGUCAGCUCUACCAGUCAUUACGCCUCGCUAAGCGCCCCGAAGAGUUACGGAGCGACUAACACGUCGCCCAAACCGUUCGGGGCGGAGCCGUCAAAGCCGAGUGCCUUCGACAGCAUCGGGGGUUUUAAGCCUCUGAGCUUCGACGCAAAAUCCGGCUCCGAUGGAUACACCAGUUCAGAGUACGCCACAAACACUUACAAGACCCCCGAUGGAUACCACACGGAUACUUACAAGUACGAGUACUACAAGUCAGAGCCGAAGACAACGUACGCAUCCAACACCGAAAAGUACUACACAAACACGGGAAAAGACGGCAAAGGUUUUACGCCGUUGAGCCCGAAAAGUGCCUUUGAAACGUUCAAAAACGGCGAUGAUCAGUACCAGAGCUCUUACUCGUCCAAUGUGGAGUAUAUCAAUGAGCCGCCCGUGCUGAAGGACGACACCUUGGAGCAAAAAACGAUCAAGAAGUCGAUCAACGAGCAAAUUUUCGAGAAAAAAACCACGACGACGAGCAGAACCACUAAGCAGGAAUCACAAAUGAAAACGUUCAAGUUUCAGUAGAAGAUAGUUUUGUGUGUAUAACCGUAAAAUUAGGGUUUUAAAGUGGCCUUUGCAGUGGUGCUAAUUAUUCAUUAAAAAGCGAACGUUAUCUAUUGGUAAAGUUCUGACCCCGUAACAUUUAUCCAAUUUUUAUUAACCAAAAAUGUAUAUUUUAAUUGUAGAAAUUUUAUUAUGUGCCAAUAACAAUGUCGCGUUGUUUUAUUAAGCAUCUACUUUAAUUUAGGAUUCCCCGAAUUGUAUCAAACAAUCUACUUAUCUAUUAGUUGAAACGAAAAGUGCCUAAUCGAGCUUGUUCUGUGGUAACAAAAAAACCUCUUCUGGUGCCUAAAUCUCAUUUACACUUUGAACGUUCUACUUUUUAAUCUUUAUACGAGGAAUGUUCUUCCAUGACCUAGAAUCGAUGCUAUAUUGUGUUACAUUAAAUAAUAUAAAUUUUUAACACAAAAA
This is a messenger RNA of Dendroctonus ponderosae (mountain pine beetle), 9190 nucleotides long. It is a transcript of the gene rhea, whose product is annotated as talin-1. Gene Ontology annotation, molecular function: structural constituent of cytoskeleton; actin filament binding; integrin binding. Gene Ontology annotation, biological process: cell-cell adhesion. Bases 143 to 8743 code for a protein of 2866 amino acids. The record is from RefSeq and is a predicted model, not a curated record. The transcript has 41 exons. Gene Ontology annotation, cellular component: cytoskeleton; ruffle; plasma membrane. Lineage: Eukaryota; Metazoa; Arthropoda; Insecta; Coleoptera; Curculionidae.